Messenger RNA from Liolophura sinensis, 7489 nucleotides. RefSeq names its product calcium-independent protein kinase C-like. Bases 78 to 2330 code for a protein of 750 amino acids. Gene Ontology annotation, molecular function: diacylglycerol-dependent serine/threonine kinase activity; ATP binding. The record is from RefSeq and is a predicted model, not a curated record. Lineage: Eukaryota; Metazoa; Mollusca; Polyplacophora; Chitonida; Chitonidae. The transcript is spliced from 16 exons. Gene Ontology annotation, biological process: protein phosphorylation.
UCGAGUACCGCAUCUGGGAUCCCGUGUCUAUGUGUUAGGAUCUUAUCUACCGGGUUGAUGCGUCGGUUGUAGCAAACAUGGUGUUUUUUAAUGGAUCCCUCAAACUAAAAAUUUGUGAGGCGAUUGACUUAAAGCCAACCGACUUCGCUACUAGGCAUGCUGUCGGACCAAACAAACAAGGGCAAAUUAUAGACCCUUACAUAGCAGUGGAUGUCGACGAUCAGCAAGUAGCAAGAUCGACGACGAAACCUAAAACUACCAAACCUUCAUGGAACGAGGAAUUUGUGACUGAAGUACACAAUGGUCAAAGUCUGGGAUUUACUGUGUUUCAUGACGCUGCCAUACCGCCGGACGAUUUCGUCGCAAAUUGUACGCUUUCCUUUGAAGAAAUUAAGGAGACGAAUUCGGAUAUUUGGGUUGAUUUGGAGCCAAGUGGGAAAUUGCAUCUCAUUAUUGAAGUGAGCGGGUCCGUAACAGAGGGAGUAUGUGGUGGGACCACUCACAGUUUCACAGAGCCACCGAAGGAGCGGGUCUUCAAGGAGAAGGAAGGCCUACUGAACCGCAGGCGUGGAGCGAUGCGCCGCCGGGUUCAUCAGGUCAAUGGACACAAGUUCAUGGCAACAUUGUUUAGGCAACCCACUUUUUGCUCACUUUGUAGAGAUUUUAUAUGGGGGCUUUGGAAACAGGGUUACCAGUGCCAAGUUUGUACCUGUGUUGUACAUAAGAGAUGCCAUCAACAUGUGGUGACCAAAUGCCCUGGCUCAAAGGAGGCUCCUGGGGAGGAUCCGGCUCUCUCUUCUUGCUAUCAGACCACAGGAGCUAGAUUCAACAUCAACGUUCCACACCGCUUCCAAGUGCACAGCUACAGGCGCCCGGCAUUCUGCGACCACUGUGGCUCCCUACUCUAUGGUAUCAUUAAACAAGGGUUACAAUGUGAAGCAUGUAAGAUGAAUGUACACAAGCGGUGUCAGAAGAAUGUGGCUAACAACUGUGGUAUAAAUACUCGUGACAUGGCCCAGGUCCUCCAGGAGAUGGGAAUACCUGCUGACAAGCUGCACAAGCGGGGCAAACCGCCUGGGGCCUCGAUUAGUGAAUCCCCGAACAAGACGACUGGUGGAGUACAUGGUAGGUCUAUGUCCUCACCCAUACCAUUAUUACCAGAUGAAUUAGAGACUUUACCAGAAGGAUGUAGAACAGAAGGUGACAAGCUAGCCGUGUCAGCUGCCAAUGAUCACCAGUUACCAAGGACACGAAGCCCCUCCCAGGAGAGAGGUGGUCGACAGAAGGAUAGAUAUACACUAGCUGAUUUCAACUUCAUCAAAGUACUGGGCAAAGGCAGCUUUGGAAAGGUGAUGUUGGCAGAGAAAAAGGGAACAGACGAGGUGUUUGCAGUUAAGGUGCUGAAGAAAGAUGUGAUUAUCCAAGAUGAUGAUGUGGAGUGCACAAUGACUGAGAAACGGAUAUUAGCACUCUCUGCCAAGCACCCCUUCUUAACGGCCCUUCAUUCCUGUUUCCAGACGAAGGACCGACUGUUCUUUGUUAUGGAGUACGUCAAUGGUGGUGAUCUCAUGUUCCAAAUCCAGCGGGCACGGAAGUUUGACGAGCCCAGAGCACGGUUUUAUGCUGCUGAAGUCACGCUCGCUCUAAUGUUUCUACACCGGCAUGGCAUAAUUUAUAGGGAUCUGAAAUUGGACAACAUUUUACUGGACGCAGAAGGUCAUUGUAAAAUAGCUGACUUUGGGAUGUGUAAGGAAGGGAUGUUUGAGAACAAGCUGACAUCCACCUUCUGUGGUACUCCAGAUUAUAUAGCACCAGAGAUUUUACAAGAGUUGGAUUACGACGCAUCGGUAGAUUGGUGGGCACUUGGUGUGUUGAUGUACGAAAUGAUGGCAGGACAGCCGCCGUUUGAGGCAGACAAUGAAGAUGACCUGUUUGAGUCAAUUCUACAUGAUGAUGUCCUCUAUCCAGUCUGGUUGAGUAAAGAGGCUGUGUCAAUUCUCAAAGGGUUCAUGACAAAGAACCCGGCUAAACGUCUUGGCUGUGUACGCUCCCACGGGCUAGAGAAGAGCAUUCUCAUUCACCCGUUCUUCCACGACAAGAUUGACUGGGAGGGCCUAGAACAAAGGCGUGUUAAGCCACCAUUUAAACCAAAAAUUAAAUCAAAGACAGAUGCCAAUAACUUUGACAAAGACUUCACUUCUGAAGAACCGGAGCUGACGCCUGUGGACCAGGCCGUGGUUAAGGCUAUCAACCAAGAAGAAUUCCGUGGGUUUUCCUUCACCAAUCCUGACUACGGCAAGCUGCAGAUGGUACCGGUCCCGGGACAUUGAUAAUCGUUCUCGUGGAAGCACCUGUCCACGUUCUGACAUCUCUGCAAACAACAACAACAACAACAGAACAAAAAAAAUUCGGGUUUUUAUCAAGUUACAUCUCUAGUCAUUUUACAGACAGACAAAAAAACAAAUUUGUUUGGAGAAGUGUCUGCCCUGUCGAUCAUCGCCUAGCACGUGGUGUGUGUCACUCAGAUUUUUAUCUUGUGCUUUCAAGGAGAUUUAUCAGUCAAUUAUGAUGUAAAAAAAAAAAAGUAAUUAUGAGACGGUACUCCGUGUGAGAUGUGUAUAAAGUUAGCAGAGCAGUCAGUUCACAUUUCUGUAUUCUGUGAGUAAUGAGGAGUCUUGAAAUGUCCUCUGUUGGUUUUCACAAAUUUAGAACAUCUUCCUUUGUGAUGUGCUCAUCUUGGCCCCUGCUCGUACAUGUGUACAUGUAUGUGUACUUGUGUACAUGUAUGUGUACUUGUCAUCCUGUUGGCUCCUCAGUGGUUCUGGAACGCCCUGAUCACACUCCUUCAGCAGUAGCAUCCUUCUUCGCUUACAGCAAACGUCAUGAGUCAGCCAUUGCACAGCUGCAUCUGCACCUCAGCCCCCCCCCCUCCCCUGCCCCUUCCAAUUCCAUCCUCACCAUGACUAUCAAUGUUUCCAGAUAGUUCUGAAACUUUAGCAAUUAAGUUGGAUGUAGAUAUUCCACCUCCUUCCCAUUUUCACAUUCAUUUUCAUGUCAACAUUAAAGAAUUAGUGAUUUUCUGAAAUUUCCAGGCAGGAAAACCAAGUUCGGUUGCAGUGUUUUGAGCUUUUUUUUUUUCAGUUCAUUUUGAUCUCCAUGAAAACCCGGUGUCAUCUGAUUUUUGGAGAAAAUGAAAUCUUUAAGGUAAACAAUAAGGGAAGGUUAUCUACAUAAUUACAGACAUUUUAAUUUUGUACUAAACUUAUAUUGUGUCCGAUACUUAAACAGUCCCCAUGGACAUCAAACUUGUGGAGGUAUGGAAGACCAAUAGAAACACAGUGUUAAGUUUUUGUUUCUUUGCUCAAGCUUAUCUGGAUUAAAAAAAUAGUACCUACUUACAAAUUGCAUCUGUCAAGAAACAUUCAUUUCACAUUUUAACAUGUCGUCCUCUUUCACUAGACAUUUUUAUUAAAUUUUUUUUUUUUUUCUCGGAUGUAUCGCAUGUUUAUCUGUAAAUACUGUUCCAGAUUUCCCAAUCUGCCUCUGUGUACAUGUACAUGUAUGAUGUUCAUUUUAGCCAUUUCAGUCCUUGAGGGAUUUAAUUUACACACUGUACUAGUUUACAUAUAUUGCUAUUGUUUUUAUACAACCUAUGGCUUCUCUCUUUCAAUGAGUUUGCAUCAAAAGAUUCAGCAAAAAACUACUCCAUAACUUGUACAUGUGUUUUAUGUAUGAACGUGGCUGUGCACACAGGGGGAGACAACUCCUCCUCCUUGGAUUGUGUAUUGCCCAUGAAGUAACCCAUGUAUUAGGCCGUCAGCAUUAGACUUUCCACAUAAUAGCUAUGCAGCCACUUGCGAUUUGUAAACCUUGAUAACAAAACAAUAGGAUUUACAGGCAGUCGUAAUACCACGUAUAAAUACAGGCUGUUGUCACGGCACAAAGAACGCACGACUGUCUACCGUAUGUAUUGAUGAUGAUGAUGAUCAUCAUCAUAGUGAUGAUUAGUGUUUUUAUGUAUUUUAAUACCUGUUUGUUAGUGUGUUUGUAUGUUUAUGAAACUAUUCAUGUUGUGAAGUGCAAUAAGCAUUGUGUGAUUGGUUUGCCUUGGUGAAUCAGGCAGGGGGUAAACCGUGAAUUUUCAGCUAAACGUUCUCCGCAGUGUGACAGAACAUUAUAGUAUUUCUCCUACAGAGACUGGUCUCCUAAGGACAAGAUGAACCUGCAUCUUUCACCUAAAUGAUUGGUCUGAUCCCUAUCAUGUGUGUUGAUUGGAAAUUACUUUCAGUUGCAAGAAAAGUUUCAGCAAUGAAAAAUUUCUUCUUCAGCAGAAAUACAAUAUGGACAUAGUAAUAAAUAGAUGCCGGGUUAACUCUGUGUUUAACAGGCAGUAAAACAUGCACAAAUUAAUUUGUAUCAAGUCUGCUUUUAUAGUUGAUUUGCUUAUUUUUACACAAAUUCUUUGAAGCAUAAUGGUCUUGUGAUGAAACGGUAAAUUUGGCAUAAAAGGGAAACAAGCAUCAGCAGCAUUUCUUUGAGGAAUGAGGAGAAGAAAGUAGUGGAAGUAUACAUAAGCGCUAUAAAGCGGUAGAGAAUAGGUUAUGUUAAAAAAAGACUUCAUUUAAGAUUCUUCUUCCUUGUCCUCACUAACUUAGAUCUGAAUUAAUUGCUGUCAGUGUUCAGUGGAAUUAUUGUAGAAAGACAGUGUCAUUAUUGUAGAAAGACAAUGUCAGUCAAGUAUUGGCAAAUGAAAGAGUAUGAUGUCUAAUACAUUUUUGAUAUAUUUCUAAAAUAACUUUCAUUGAAAUUCUAAUCUGAUAUCUGUAGACAUCCCCACUGGUCCUAGAAAUGUGAAACAUUUUUGAAGACUUUUAGCAUCCUUGCGGGUUUAUCCUCAAGUACCUGGUUUAUCAGUGUUAAAUAUCAUAUUGCACUUCUAAAAGGAAUAAUUUACCCAAAAUAGUAUGCAUUAAUGUUCACAGGAAAAUUUGUACUUAAACUGAAUGUUCCUUCAAUAAACAUUUUCUUCCACGGGUGAGACCCAUGUAGGUAGAACACUACAUCUAUGUGCAUGUGCGUGUUUUUGAAACCUGGCGGUACAGUGAUGCCAUGGCAGUUCUCUGUCAUUUCCUUCCAGGGCGGGUUAAGUGUGAUAUGUCUGGGCCUUGGAGCCUGUACUGAAACUGCCACAUACUUAAAAAGGCAUACAUAAAACAAAGCUUUUUGUGCAAUAAUUACAGAACUGCAAGCAUAAUUGUCAAGAUUAGUGUUCUAAGCAGCACCUGACAGUUUGGUUGACACUUACCAUAUUUGGACUCUUAAUGUAUUGGAGACAUGUUGUGUACAUGUACAUUGUAGACACUCACAGAACAGUCCAAGACUAUAUUAGGGCUAUGACUAUUCAACUUAGCGUCCAGUUUAUUUAUUUCUGGUGCAAAUUUUGCCUGUUAACUCUCUUUUUAAGUUUAACCUUCUUGUUAUGCAUAAGUGGGAUGAACACAAAGACUGGCGUAAUGUGGAUAUUGUUUAAUGAAUAUGAACGAAAUUGAGAAUGGAUCUUGGGUUAAAGGGUGUCACAGAGUUUAUGUGAUUUUGAGUACUCAAGUAUGAUGUAGGAAUAUUUAAAUUUUGCUUUAGCUUUCUGUGUAAAUAGACUCUUAUAUAUGAAAAAUAUGGUGAUCAGCAGGGGUCUUGAAUGAUGAAGACCAUGUGGUAGUUUGACAAAUCUGCAAACAAACUUGCACUCAAUUGCUCAGUCUUGAUAAUUAAUGGUGUCUAAAAAUGAUUUAUUUAUUUUUUAUUGUUUUGUUUUUUUCAUUCUUUUUUUGUGUCAUCUAUCUGGCAUGGUUGUUUAUGUUACAUGUAACUCCAUCAAUUCUUAGAAAUUUAUCUGUUCUUUGUGUCGUGUUUAAUAAAUAUGUCACACAGAGAUGAGGAGUAAGUGGGGGUUCUGUGAGCUGAAAUGUGUGGAUAAUUUUAUACAUUUUCUUAUAUGCCUGCCAAACACCCCCACACCCCCCCUACAGACAUCCCCCAACCAACCACCCACCCACCCACAUCCCCAGUCAUUCAUCCUCUUAUACUCCUCACCUCACCAUGUGUCAAUAUCAGAAAGUGGUUUUCUGUUAUAUGAUGCUUCAUGACAUUAUGUAAUAAUAAAUGUAUGAGGACGUGCAAUUUUUCAUCAGUUCUAUACAUAUGUAAGUAGUGUAUUUAGUAGGAUAUGGUUUUGAAUUUUGUAUUGAUUGAGAAUCCUGUGAAUAUGGCUGGUCUGGGAUGAAGUUUGUGUUCGUUACCAUGACAUUCAGGAGAUGUCAAGGAGCUUGGCAUGCUGGAGGCUCUUCCAUGGGGAGCGAGUGUUACAGGUUUAUGGCCGUGUCUCCACACCCAUAGUCACUGUUACAGCAUUUAUCAUCACCUUAGUGUAAAUAUAAGUACAUAGGUGUACAUAUAUAAAAUUGAGUCAUUGUAAGUAGAGGUCAAGCCGUGCUUGAUCUGAGGGGAACAUGUAGCUUCCCUAACAUCUGAAAACAUGGCAAGGAACUUUCAUUUUCACCUGUUGUAUAACAAGUAGCUGCCAGAACUUCACACCUGCCCUUGUCCAAAUUGUUACCUUGUCAUUUUGAAAAGAAGAAAUCAUGAGGUACAUGUGAGUGAAAAUGUUGUUUUCUAAUGUUGACCUCGAUGCGCGAAGUUUGAUUUCCCUGACAAGCCGUUGCAUUGGUGUUAAAACCGAGUGGUGAGUUACUGUUGGAUGACUGAAAGUUUGGCUGAAUUUUGUUGGUAUCUGCUGUAGAGUCUAUCCCGUUACUUUAUACAGACAUCUGUUGCUCUUUUCUUGUUUUGUUUUGUUUUUAGUUCUUUUUUUUUUUUUUUACUUUUUUGAGGCUGAGGUAUUAAAUGUUGAUUGCCAAGGAGUGUACUGGCCAGUUGUUGAUCAGUGUUAAAGUUGUUAAGAUUUGAAGAUUUGACUGGACCUUACCUGUUACAAAAGGCAUGUUAUAUACAGCUGUAGGCAUGCACAAGAUCAGGUUGAUGCUAGGACACGGAUUCCCUCAUGCAUGUCAUGAGACCCAUUAGAUUUUUGAUAACUUGUUACUGUCAUGAGACCUCGUUAGAUCUUUGAUGACUUGUUACCUUGGGAACAUGUCUAAUAAUGCAGGUGUACAUGUUAAAAAGAGUUCUAUGUGGUUGGGAUACACGGUUUCUGUGCUGGGUAUGGUAUGAAGCAAUCACUGGGAAGAAGGUACAGACAAUUACCCUGUUUGGUUUAGUCUAGGCGUUGGCUGCUUUUCAGAGUAUUAAACUUUCCUGUUGGCCCAGACCAUCUCAGACACACAUUGUUUUCUCUGCCGAUUGCUGCUGACCUUUUGCAUUGCACAUGCAAGCCACGGACUGGAAGCUUAAAACCAAACGUGAAGUUUUAACUUGGCACAUCUCAAAGGUUUUUAUAGGUUUUUUUAAGACACCAGAAAUCAUCAUUUCUUGC